Molecule: messenger RNA, 1176 nt
Organism: Mercenaria mercenaria
Lineage: Eukaryota; Metazoa; Mollusca; Bivalvia; Venerida; Veneridae
Product: phosphatidylinositol 3,4,5-trisphosphate 5-phosphatase 1-like
Exons: 9
Coding region: 1-1161 (386 amino acids)
Source: RefSeq, a predicted model, not a curated record
AUGAUAGAUGAUGAUGACGAUGAUGACGACGAUGAUGAUGAAGAUUUUGAAUGUCCACCACCUAUGGUUAGUCCACCGGCAACACCAACUGAGAAGAAAAAUGGCCACUCUGAAACGGGAGAAGUUGAUUUGGAAAAGAAUUUUUCAAAACUAAAUCUUCAAAACUGUGAUGCAGAGUUUACAAAAGCUUUGAAAGACUAUGUGGAACAGGGAUACAAGAAAGAUUCUGUGUCAAUGAAUGUUGGUGAUUCUGAACUGCAUGAGUUUACCAAAGUACUUGAGGUAGCUGCAAGUGGCCUUAAAAGCGAGCUUGACAGUUUUAUGAAGAAAAUGAGCGUUCUGAACGAUUUCCUAAGAGUUGACCGUCAGAAGCAUUCUACACUCGACUCAAAAUACAGAGUAUCUGGUGCAGGAUUACCAAACCUACUAGAGCAGUUGUCAAAGGUCCGAACAGAAGUUCUCAACAUACAAACAAAGGCACAGGAAACGAUACAGCUUGCAUCACUGCCAUCAGAUUAUGAAUAUCUGGACCCUCCUGACGGGGUUUACUGUGAAAAUGGAAUCACAAGUGGCCCCUUUCUGGCCUCCACUUACAGACCAUACAUUCCACAAAGCAAAUUUGAGGUUAGAAAGGUGAAACAUGGGAAAUCUAAUAAACUUACACUGACUGUGGACUUACAGAAUGGAAAAUACUCAAUACUCAAACAGACUGGAAAGGAGACUCUUGGAACCAACACAAUAUCUCAUGACAGAAUACUCCAUUUAAUCAAAUGUACUAAAGACAAAUGUAUUUUGGAUGUUAUACUUGAUGGCAAGAAGAAACAGACAUACAUAUUUGCUGACCCUCACGCACGAGAAAACUUCUGCCUUCAGAUUCGACAGAUGAAGAACAUGCACUCAACUGAGACCGAGAUUGAUCAGAUCUCAAUUUUUGUUGGUACAUGGAAUAUGGGUGAUGCCUCACUUAACCAAAGUUUAAGCACUUGGUUGAAGUGUACAGGGGCGGGUAAAUGUCGGGACAGGGUACUAGGAGUUAUCCCCCAUGACAUGUAUGUUGUCGGUACUCAGGAGAGCUCCAUGACAGAGAAGGAUUGGGUAAACACGCUGAAAGCUGGUCUCAAAGGUAUAAUCAUAAUUUUAUUCAUGAUUUCAGACUUAUGAAAACAAAAAUUAUUU